AUGGCGACUCUCUUAGGGUUUUCUCAGACGAAGUUUCAUCACUGCGGGGUCUCGAUCUCUUCUCCGCCGUGCUCAUCUUCUUCCACGGUUGUCUCAAUGGUGGGUUCGAGCCGGACUGAUUCAAAGACUCUCCGGUCAGGUUUCCUCGGCCGUAUUGCUUAUGAUGAUCGGAAACUAGUAGGAUCCGAAUCCGGUAAAUUGGGUAGGAGAAGCUCCUUAGCAGUCAAAAUGUCGUGGGACGGUCCUCUCGCUUCCGUCAAGUUAAUCAUUCAAGGGAAAAACCUCGAGUUAUCAGACCCAAUAAAGCAGCAUGUUGAGGAGAAAGUAGGGAAAUCAGUUCAGAAACACAGUCAUCUCGUGAGAGAAGUUGAUGUAAGACUCUCUGUUCGAGGCGGAGAGUUUGGUAAAGGCCCUAGGAUCCGUAGAUGCGAGGUAACAUUGUUUACAAAGAAGCAUGGUGUUGUGCGCGCUGAGGAAGAUGCUGAGACGGUAUACGGUUGUAUAGACUUGGUAUCAACGAUAAUACAGAGGAAGCUGAGGAAGAUCAAGGAGAAGGACUCUGACCACGGAAGGCACAUGAAAGGCUUCAACAGAUCGAAAGUCAGAGAGCCAGUGAUUGAGCCGGUUGUGGAGGACUCUGAGGAAGAAGAUGAAGAAGAAGAAGAGGGUGAUUUGAUCAAGGAGGUUGUCCGUACCAAGUACUUUGAGAUGCCACCAUUGACCAUCUCUGAGGCUGUAGAGCAGCUGGAAUUAGUCUCUCACGAUUUCUAUGGCUUCCAAAACGAAGAAACCGGUGAGAUAAACAUAUUGUACAAGAGAAAAGAAGGAGGGUACGGUCUGAUCAUCCCGAAGAAAGAUGGCAAGGCUGAGAAGGUCGAGCCGAUUCCAACCGAGCAAUUGAAUGAACACUCUUUCGCCGAGUAG
This is a messenger RNA of Microthlaspi erraticum, 924 nucleotides long. The record is from the annotation of a GenBank genome assembly. NCBI's taxonomy places the organism in Eukaryota, Viridiplantae, Streptophyta, Magnoliopsida, Brassicales, Brassicaceae.